Camellia sinensis is the source of this 1213-nucleotide messenger RNA. RefSeq names its product F-box/kelch-repeat protein At3g06240-like. Gene Ontology annotation, molecular function: protein binding. The record is from RefSeq and is a predicted model, not a curated record. Lineage: Eukaryota; Viridiplantae; Streptophyta; Magnoliopsida; Ericales; Theaceae.
AAACUCUUGAUCGAAAUCUUUGCUAGACUACCUGUGAAAUCUCUGCUUCGAUUUAGGUCAGUCUGCAAAUCUUGGUACUCCUUAAUCACCAACCCAAGUUUCAUCACCACACACCUCAAUCGAACUAAAUCAAGCCACAGUCACAAACUACUCAUCAAGUUCAACUAUGGGAAUCGAGAUGGUUGCUUGUCAUUUACUGAUGAUGAGACAUUUGGCGAUGAGUUUGUGAAACUUGAAUACCUAGUUCAAAACUACAAUGAAUUCAAGAUUGUUGGUUCAUGUGAUGGGUUGUUGUGCUUAUCGGAUUAUUAUGGCUCAGACUAUGCUGUUCUAUGGACCCCAUCAAUUAGGAGAUUCGUGAAACUUCCUAAGUCUGGUUCUUCUGUGACCAAGACUCAUCGCUUGCUUCGGUUUGAUUUUGGAUUUGGGUUCAACCACAUGAGUAAUGACUACAAAGUGGUGAAAAUUGUGUGUGCAAAGGAUAACCAUCGCCGUUAUGUUGUGCAUAGGGUGGAGCAUUUUGCACUUAGCAUGGGUUCUUGGAGAUCCGUUUGUAUUGGUGAUUUAUGUUAUAAACUUUAUGGUUUUGAUUCCUUGCUCGUGUUUGUGAAUGGGGCUGCUCAUUGGGUUGUAUUUAAUCUAAGAAAGGAUUGUGUUUGCAUUCUGGCGUUUGAUAUAGUUGAAGAGGUGUUUAGGGAGAUAGCUUUGCCAAACCAUCAAAUUGAUGUGAUUCUCCGAACACACGUGUCUAUUACACUAUUGGGCAAGUCACUUGCUGUAAUCCUCUAUGAAGCUGUUUUUUACUUCUGUGAAAACAAUUGGGACCAACCAUGUAUGGGUAAUGGAAGAAUAUGGUGUCAUAGAGUCAUGGACUAAAGGAUGCAGAAUGAUUAGGAAGCAAAGAGGUUGACAGUAUUGGGUUCUAGGAAGAGUGGUGAUGUCUUGGCAUUGUGAUGAGUAUUUAACUUUGGUGGUUUUGUGACUUGGGUACUUUGAGAAAAGAUCAUAUAAUUUACUUUGAUUUCGAAAAAUAUUUGUACAAAUAUAAUGAAGUUCUGAAAUGAAUUUUGCUAUGUAAAAUCUAAUGUAUUCCUAACUAUGAUUUGUUAGUUACUUAGCAACAAACGUUUUAUUUUUUAUUUUUUUAUUUUCCUUGAUCUUUCAUAUUCUGUUAUUUGACCAAGUGAAACUGCAGCCUUUGUUCCCCAUAUCU